Molecule: messenger RNA, 3152 nt
Organism: Emericellopsis atlantica
Lineage: Eukaryota; Fungi; Ascomycota; Sordariomycetes; Hypocreales; Bionectriaceae
Exons: 1
Coding region: 299-2806 (835 amino acids)
Molecular function (GO): zinc ion binding
Source: RefSeq, a predicted model, not a curated record
ACGAAGCCCCGGUCGUGACCGCGUUAUUGCAGGCUGGGGGCUGCUCACGAGUGACUUGUGCAUAAAUCCCAUUACAUGAAUAUUUUAGCCCAACAAUACUUGCCCAUGCAAUAACAGGACUCGACAUCAACGCGCUCCUCUUCAUCAACUGUGCAACCGACUUUCGCGCUAUUCCUCGAGUGCCGUGCGACUACAUACAACAAUUGCUCGACGCCUGCCUGCGCUACGUUUCGUUCAAGAACAUAGUAUGACGCAUUCAUAGUCAGCGUCGUUGACGCAACCGAGUCAGCCAUCCAUCAUGUCUCGUCAACCCCAGAACACGGCCGGCUUCUUCAUCUUCAUAUUGAUGAUAUGGAUGAUAUUCCCCGAUACCGAAAGAAGCGCAGAGACAUUUCUGCUGUCCGACCUAGCCGGCGAACGAAUACAACGGUUCUGGACAGCACUGCACGUGCUCGGCGACACCAGAUGGGGUGACUUUGCGCCGACAAAGGAGCAGGCCAAGUGGGUGAACCUGACCGGCUUUCGGCAGGAGGACGGCCUCUCUUGGGGUGGCCUCGAUCACUUCCGUCAGAGAUCACUAGACUUUAGCCGGUAUGCUUUCUCUGCGGAGGGCGAAGAGCAACUAUGGGAUUCCGCCGAAGCGCUGCCGGUCUGGACCAACGCGUCGGGCACAUUGCAUGGGGAGUGGCAUAAGACGGACGCAAUUGCGCCACGAAGCUACGCGAGCCACAAUCUGAGCGCCAGUAUGCCGGAUAUCCACUGGGUUGGGGAUGAUGCGCCUUGGGCCCGCAACAUGACAGGCAGGGAAGGCAGAAUGGUCGUCAUGCUCGAGGGCAACACAACAGACCUUGAGUACGAGCAGCUUUCGGUGGACGAGGCACCUUUGAGCGGGGGCUCCGUCAGAAGCAUCAAGGCCAACGUGCAGAUUGAAGAUACCCACGGCUCGCACCAUAACUGGGAGAUGCGACUCUGGGGAGCUCACUGGCCGCGCAAAGGUGUCGUCAUGCUGACGACUACGAGUGAGAAAUUCCAAGGCCUGUUUGGAUUACCGCACUUGACACCCGGAGCGGAUUAUUUUCGUUCGAGCCAGAUGUUGUUGAACGAGACGCUGGCGCACACACUGAAGACGAAGGAGAGGGACAUUUACGUCGACCCAAACCAGCCAUGGAGCUCCGACGUGGAUAACUCAAUGUACACAAAGUACCCCUAUCCUCAUUGCGAAUUUGUCAUGUACGGGCAGCUGCAGCCUCCUACGCGACAGAGCGUGGGCUUGACGAAGCCCGAGUCUGAGAGAGAGGCGCUUGCGAAUAUGAUCCAUGCGGCCGAGUCUGAGUUGGAAGCGCCAGUGGGUGCUCCCCUUGGAUCAAUACCCGACAUGCAAAUGUCUGCUGUCAUCUACUCGCCCGAUUGUGGGUUCUUCCUUGAGACCAAAGGACCGCCAGACUUCCCCCCGGGGCAGGCGCACCAUCUUUUGGGGUUGAAGAAGGAGAUUCACCUGCAACAGGUGAAAAAGUGGCUUCUUGUCUUCGCCCUGGUUGUUUCCCUGCAGGUUUGGCUGCUGAGACGGCAGCGGGUCGAGUCGUCGACACCAUCCACAAUGGCACGUGUGAGCUUCUCAACUAUGGGCAUGAUGCUACUCGUUGACGGCAUGACAUUCACAGCGGCCGCCACAUGGGUAUCGUCUGCUGCGUCGACAUUUUUGCCCACUCUGGUCCUCAUGUUCUCCAGCUUCCUGUCCAUGACAGUGGGAGGUGCCUUUCUCGGCAACAUUCACGAUGUCCAGCUCCCAGAAGGCCGCGACCGUCGAGAUAGGAAUCAGCAGGUCAAUGGCGCCUCUGGGGCGAACGAUGCGACAGCGGAUGCGCAGCCAGCAGUGGCGCCUACUGGGACGCAACAGGGCGGUGCUGAGUCCCUUUUGCCGGCGCCUGUGACGGCUGGCCGCCCGGCGAACACUGUCCCGGACCCGGUCAUUGUCCCUUCUGAUCAGGACAUUGAUGCUGAGAUUGCUGAGGGCGCGGCCGCUGCUCCUCUUGUCGGUGCGAAUCAGCAGCGUGCAGAGGCGCGCACUCCUGUCCAGUCCUUUCAGAGUAUUGUUGGGCGCUUCAUCCUGCUCAGCCUGACCAUCAGCUUCCUGAUCAUCUCUUCCACCACGUGGUAUCCAUCGUGGCGAUCAGGCUUCCUCAAUGCACUGGGCUUCAUAUACCUGUCGCUAUGGGUACCACAAAUCUACCGCAAUACGAUGCGCAAUUGUCGCCGUGCGCUCAAGUGGGAGUUUGUUCUGGGGCAGUCUGUCCUGCGGCUGCUUCCUCUGGCCUACUUCUGGGUCAAGGAGGAUAACUUCCUCUACGCGUCGCCCGAGCCCCGAGCGUUCCUGGUGAUGUGCACCUGGCUCUGGGUGCAGAUUGUGAUCCUAGCGGCUCAGGACAUUGUCGGCCCUCGCUUUGGCGUGCCCGUGAGCUGGACGCCAGAUGCCUGGGACUACCACCCGAUCCUCCGCGAAGACAGCCUCGAGGCCGGCGGUCUCCCCAUUGGCCUGGUCAUGGACGACCAUCCAGGUCUUGCCGACAGUGAGGAGACAAAGAAGAACCACAACACCCGGACGAUUGAUUGCUCUAUCUGCAGGGAACACCUGGAGGUGCCGGUCAUUAAGUCUGGGAACGAAGCCAGCGGAGUGACCGGGGCGCUCGCCAGAAGGCUGUACAUGGUGACCCCGUGCCGGCACAUAUUCCACACCGCAUGCCUUGAAGGAUGGAUGCGGUUCAGGUUGCAGUGUCCGAUAUGCCGUGAAGAGCUGCCACCCCUGUAACUGUACAAUCUUGUAUACCAUAGCGCGCGGUCGGGUUCAUAGCAUAGCCCGCAUCAUGAUACCCAACUUGACAUUACCCAUCCUCUUAUAUACAGACACCGUAUGAUACAAAACUCGUACAACGCAAUGCGACUUGGGCGGCCCCCAUUAUUUCUUCCCCUCAGGCUUGUUGUCAUUUUCGCUGCCCUCCUUCUUGCUCGAGUCCGGCCUCCAAUUCCCACUCCAGACCUCGGCGAUCUGGUCCAUGAUGAUACCCGUCAUGCCUUUGCCCUCCGCCAGCUUCUGCUCGUGCUCUUCCAGCCUCUUCUUCUGCCAAUCCUUGCCCUCGCCGCCCAUCCACACAUCC